AAAGAACACGCUGUCAAGAAAAUAUUUAUGUAGAUGUACAUCUUUCUGAUCAACAUAUCCACUGUACCUUUUAACGAUCUUAUUUUUGCACAUAUCUCAAGCAAUUUGAAAGAAACGGUGAUAACAAAAGUGAUGAAGCUCGAAAUGCCUACACUUCAAGAAGUGCUGGAGGAUAAUGGUGGAAACAAAGAUCUUUUGCUAGAGUUAUUAUGUAAAUUUCGACUGUGGUUAAACCAACAAAUUCAUCUUCCUCAAGAUAUCUCCGACCAACGAUUAAAAUUUUUCAUUUCUACCGUCAAAUUUGAUUUCGAAAAAACCACAAAAUGUUUAGAUAUGCUUUACACUCUUCAUAAUCUUAUUCCUGAAAUUUACGACAAUCUUGAUCCUCUUAGCGAUGAUAUAAAACUAUACAACACAUAUUU
This is a messenger RNA of Linepithema humile (Argentine ant), 422 nucleotides long. NCBI's taxonomy places the organism in Eukaryota, Metazoa, Arthropoda, Insecta, Hymenoptera, Formicidae. The record is from RefSeq and is a predicted model, not a curated record.